Messenger RNA from Lachancea lanzarotensis, 1407 nucleotides. It is a transcript of the gene MSY1, whose product is annotated as LALA0S04e02696g1_1. Gene Ontology annotation, cellular component: mitochondrion; cytosol. NCBI's taxonomy places the organism in Eukaryota, Fungi, Ascomycota, Saccharomycetes, Saccharomycetales, Saccharomycetaceae. Gene Ontology annotation, molecular function: ATP binding; tyrosine-tRNA ligase activity; RNA binding. Gene Ontology annotation, biological process: tyrosyl-tRNA aminoacylation. The transcript has a single exon. The coding region runs from base 1 to 1407 and encodes 468 amino acids. The record is from RefSeq and is a predicted model, not a curated record.
AUGCUCAAAAAUGCUGCUGUGAGAUUUUGUUUUCCGAAAAGCUGGCACUUUUCGACCAAUGCGUCCAGAUCAUUCAUAAGAGGCAUCAGCAACAUAAAUGUCCUGCAAACACUAAGGGAAAGGCAGCUUUUGGCUCAGGUAUCUGAGCCUGUGUCACUGCUAGAACAGAAAUUAUCCAAUGGAGAAAAAUUGGGAUUGUAUUGUGGCGCGGAUCCAACAGCUGAGUCCUUGCAUUUGGGCAAUCUACUACCAUUGAUGGUGCUACUACACUUCUACAUUGCAGGCCACGACGUUUAUACCAUUGUUGGGGGUGCCACGGGUAAAGUGGGGGAUCCCAGUGGCCGCAGCACUGAAAGAGCUGCCAUGGAAGAUGGUAAAAGAUUGAACAAUGUUGCAAGAAUUCAAAAACAGCUCCAAUCGUUCUUCGACAUGGGAUUGGAGUAUUACAAGCAAAAGAACAACUCUGUUAAGAAUGGACGGGCUAUACACAUGAACAAUUUCGAUUGGUGGAGUGAUGUGAAAAUGUUAGAUUUUUUGGCCAUUUACGGGAGACACAUUAGAGUCCAGGCAAUGCUUGCCCGAGACUCGGUUUCCUCGAGACUCGAUGACCAGGACGGAAUUGGAUUCAACGAGUUCACGUACCAAAUUCUUCAAGCCUACGAUUUCUACCAUUUAAACAAGGUCCACAGCGUCAGCGUACAAGUUGGUGGUAACGAUCAGUGGGGAAACAUCACCGCCGGGAUCGAUUUGAUCAAAAGAGUUGGAUCCACGGUGAAAGGUGAAAAUGUGCCAUUUGCCCUAACGGUUCCUCUGUUGACCACAUCUACGGGUGAGAAGUUCGGCAAAUCUGCUGGUAAUGCUAUUUUUAUUGACCCAAACAUCACAACACCGUUUGAAAUGUACCAAUAUUUCAUGCACACCACCGAUGCCGACGUUGAGAAAUUUCUGCGAGUUUUUACUCUUAUACCCACCGAAACCGUGAUAGAAACGAUUACAGCCAGUGAAGAGAGCCCGAAGGAGCGCAUUCCUCAGAAAUUGCUAGCGAAAGAAGUUGUUGACUUAAUCCACGGGGUGGGGAAAGGUCAAGAUGCAGAAACUGUAUCUGAAGUACUUUUUGGGACGCGGAAGCUUGAAAUUGGAGCCUCAGAUAUUUUGAGAGCUUGUCAAGACGCUCGCAUCUUAAUAAAAUGCAGUAGAGGCCUGUCGCUAGAAGAACUGAUUUCACAAAUGACAGGAUGCUCCAAAUCAGAAGCUCGACGUAAGCUAGCUCAGGGCAGCAUUUAUUUGGGUCCUGAAAGGACGAAAAUCACGGAAAAUCAUCACGACCUCGAGCCAUUUUAUAUCGAGAGUAAAGUCCUGCUCCUGAGAACCGGUAAGCAGAAAUGCUAUGUUAUUGAAAUCAAGUAG